Messenger RNA from Drosophila busckii, 1789 nucleotides. RefSeq names its product adenosine deaminase 2 (gene Adgf-A2). Gene Ontology annotation, biological process: inosine biosynthetic process; adenosine catabolic process. The coding region runs from base 40 to 1695 and encodes 551 amino acids. Gene Ontology annotation, molecular function: adenosine deaminase activity. The transcript has 3 exons. The record is from RefSeq and is a predicted model, not a curated record. NCBI's taxonomy places the organism in Eukaryota, Metazoa, Arthropoda, Insecta, Diptera, Drosophilidae.
CUUGGCGUCCCUUUCGUAAGCUACAGUUGUGCCGUUAAUAUGCGACGCCAACGCGGCGGCGGUCUGAGCGGAGCUGCUGCUGGGGCACAAGAACAGCUGGAGGCAGCCAGCGAGAGAUCACGUACUUGCAAAUUUCUGCACAUGCUAUGGAAUUUGGUGCUGUUCAUGGUCAUAAGCAUGAUGAUCUGCGUCUUUAUGUGGCUGAUAUAUCUCAGCAUUGAGUACUAUGCAUGCAAUUCGGAAUAUCGCUUCGCCAAGAUGCGCAUACGUUUCAUUGAGCGCGAGCGUCGUCGCCAAUUGGGCGGACGCAUGCCGCUGUCGCCGCUGGAGCACGAGGUUAAUCAGCAGCUGAUGGCAAUGAAGCUGGUCGAUGAGCAAGUGUGGAAUAUCUGGCGCGAUUAUCAGCCGCGUCCGCACUUUCUCUCCAAGUACCAAAUCAACGAGACUCUCAUGUACAAUCUGCUGCGUGCGAUGCCCAAGGGCGGAUUGUUGCAUGUCCAUGAUGCGGGCAUGUUCAAAACUGAUUUGCUUUGCAACCUGACGCUCUACAGCGAUUUGUGGGCCUGCAUUGGUCCCCAGGGCAGCUUCGAGGACUUUCGCUUCUCCAAAAGCCAUCCGAAAAUACCUCCGCAGGACGAUUAUUUCUGCAAUUGGAUGUUAAUGCGCAACUUUCGCCUGCAGUCCGAUGACAGCUAUGAGAAGAAGCUGCAUCAAAGUCUGUCGCUGGAUGCGCACAGCUUUAUGAAUGCCUCACAUUUGGCACAGCACAUGAAGCGAGCUCAUCGUUUGAUUUAUGGUUUAGUUACCUAUCGCCCCAUAUGGCCGACAUUCCUAAUGAAUAUGCUGGAGGAUUUCUAUAACGAUGGCGUCAAUUAUAUUGAAUUGCGCUCCUCAUUGCCAGUUCUGUAUGAUCUGGAGGGUUCGAACUUUACCAUCUUGGAUACGGCAUUUAGUGUGGUAACAGCCACGAACAUAUUUCGUUCCAGUCAUACGGAUUUCAUUGGCAUGAAGCUGAUUUAUGCACCAGUGCGCCAAUAUAAUGAUUCCAAAUUGAAUAUCUAUUUAAGAAAUGCGCAAAUUUUGAAGGCGCAUUUUCCGAACUUUGUGGUUGGCUUUGAUUUGAUUCAUUUUGGCAACGAGUGCGAUUUACCAGCGCUAAGCACCAACUUGCAACUGCUGCAUAUCAGCAAGGAAAUUGACUUUUAUUUCCAUGCUGGCGAAUCGCGCUGUGUGCAUCGCACAGCGGCAACUGAGCCGGAUGAAAAUCUUAUUGAUGCGCUGCUGCUCGGCAGUAAGCGGAUUGGAAACGCACUCAAUUUGCCUUUGCAUCCGGAGGUGCUGAAAGCGAUGCGAAGACUCAAUGUUGCCGCCGAAGUGUGCCCAUUGUCCAAUCAUUAUAUGCAAUAUGUUAACGAUAUGCAACAACAUCCAGCGGCGUAUCUAAUAGCCGCUGGUUAUCCCAUGGUCAUAGGCUCGGACUAUCCAUAUUUAUGGAAUGCUGCACCACUCACCGACGACUUCUAUGUGGCAUUUGUGGGAAUUGCCAAUAGUGGCGCCAAUCUGCGUCUGCUCAAGCAGCUGGCCUUGAACUCCUUUUUGUAUAGCUCACUGCACGGCGAUGAGAAAGCUCAUGCCAUAGCCAAAUGGCGUCGCAAUUGGGAUCAAUGGAUUGUGAGCUUUGUAAGCCAGGGAUAAAUGAAUGAUGAUGAAUUAACUGUAAAAGAAAAAUAAGUUUGCAACAACUGUAUAAGAUGGCUAUCUAUAUUAUAUAUAUAAAACCUGUGCUGUC